Microbotryum saponariae is the source of this 1270-nucleotide messenger RNA. The record is from the annotation of a GenBank genome assembly. NCBI's taxonomy places the organism in Eukaryota, Fungi, Basidiomycota, Microbotryomycetes, Microbotryales, Microbotryaceae.
AUGGCUUCGAGCUCGAUCGACUUCCGCCCCGACUUCCGACACACUGAAUUUUCGAUCGAGCCGUACCUCAAACAGCACCUGCGCCUCAAGCUCGACUCGGACUCGACGCUCUGUCAGCCCUUCGCGACGACCGGUACAUGUCCUCUCGGAGCAUCCUGUCCAUUGCGACAUGUCAGUGCCGCACCUACCAACUUCCAGCCCCCGCCACCAGUGCCUCAGAAUGCGCAUGGGAGGACGGUGUGCAAGCAUUGGCUCAGGGGCUUGUGCAAGAAGGGCGAUCGUUGCGAUUUCCUGCACGAGUACCACCUCCGCAAGAUGCCCGAGUGCUGGUUCUUUGCCAAGUAUGGCUUCUGCUCCAAUGGUGACGAGGUCAGUUUUGUGUUGCGCUAGCUCUUGAUGGCCUGAGUCGCCUCUAGUCAACCGUGGUCGUGCGAUUCCUCGAUGCUGACACUGGCUUCUCCACCUUCCACAGUGCAUGUAUCUCCAUGUGACCGACGACAUGCGGAUACGCGAAUGUCCAAACUACCGUAAGGGCUUCUGCAAGCUAGGUGAGCAACUGUUGCUUUCCGCAUACCUCGCUCAAUUCGCUCGUGCUGACCCUCUCUUUCACUUGCUGUCAUCUCUUCCGCACCAUUCCUGGAUAUGAAACUCGAAGGCCCCGAGUGUCCUUUGAAGCACAUCCGAAAAGUCGCUUGCCCCGACUACAUCGCAGGCUUUUGCAGCAAAGGACCUGAUUGUCGCCUCGGACAGUGAGUCGUGACGCUGCUCCUCUUGGCUCGCGUGAAUUCGGUAUGCUGACUUUCCUGCCGUCGCUUACCUACUUUGAAACCUCACCUUCAGUCCCAAAUUUGAGCCCGAGCCUGAACCACCGUCGUCGUCAACACGUAUCCCCGACGUUUCGGGAGCUCGUUUCUUACCUGAAGCGACAUUCCGUCUGCACCGUAAAGACUGGCUCGACUUUGCCGCCGACCCGAAUCACAAGACCAAUUUCGGAGGUGGCGGAGGAGGUUAUACCAACUACAAUCAGCAGGGAGGUGGUGCGGCUGGUGGUGGUGCGGGAGGAAGAACUUUCAGGGACCUUAGGUGAGUGCGCCGUGAUUCAAAGUGCUGUGAAGGGGUAUAGGUGCUGACUCGAUCUGUUUCGGCAUUGCAUAGCACCGUUGAAUGCUUCAAGUGUGGAGAGUUUGGUCAUUUCGCCAAUCUGUGUCCUAAUCCAGCCGUACCGGGCGACCGAGGUGGAUUGAGGAAGAGGCACCAGGAUCAGAAUUGA